Dermatophagoides farinae (American house dust mite) is the source of this 1886-nucleotide messenger RNA. RefSeq lists its product as uncharacterized. The record is from RefSeq and is a predicted model, not a curated record. NCBI's taxonomy places the organism in Eukaryota, Metazoa, Arthropoda, Arachnida, Sarcoptiformes, Pyroglyphidae.
CGACAACAACAACAACAUUAUCAGCAAUUGAUCCUGAAGAUCAAUCAUCAUUUUGGUCAUCAUUCGAUUCGAAUGAUCCAGAAAAAGUUUCCAUUAUCAAUAGUGUUAUGAACAGUAUCCAACAGACACAACAACCACCAUUGAAUGGUGGUGGUACAACAGAUUCACCUUCCAGUAAUAAUAAUGUAAAUGGUCAUAGUAAUAGCCGAUUGGAUGAACAACGAAGAUUAUUAAUUGAAGAAGUACGUAAACGUCCAUGGAUUUAUUAUAAAAAAGAUCCAGGAUACAAUGAACGUAUUCGUAUACAACAAUCAUGGAAGGAAAUUUCCGAAUUAAUCGGUUGGGAUGAGGAAAUGUGUAAAUCAAAAUGGCGUAAUGUACGGGACGCAUAUCGAAAAAUACAACGAUCUCAUCAGAAAAAUCCAAAUGAUUUAAGUUAUGUUAAUCGUCAUCCUGAAUUAUCAUUCCUAGAUGAUUGUCCAUUUAAACCACGUUCAAAAAAUAGGGCUAAAUCGAAAACAAAAUCCACAUCAUCAUCAUCAAUGAUACAAGCAUCGGGUAAUUCAUCAUCGACAUUUAAAUCUUCUGUAGCCAUUAUUGGUGAGAAACGACAAACACGUGCAUCAUCAGCAGCUGCAUUAAUUGUACCGAAUGCCAAUCCAUCCGCACAACAACAACAACAAACGAAACAAUCACCAAAUAAUCAUAGAUUGAAUAAUGAAUCACAUUCGAACAUUCCCAAUUCCACCGUAGCAACUUCAACAACUACUCAGGUUAUUGGUACAUCAACAAUACAGAAUGGAUCAUCAAUGAUACAUCAUUUACAACAUCAUAAUCAAAUGAAACCAAUGAUUUCGGUGGUAACUAAACCAAGAAAAACAAUACAAUUUAAUAAUCCAAAUCAUUCAAAUAACACGAAUUCGAACAUCUUACGAUCUCCGGCAGUAUCACAAUCACAAUCAUCAUCAUCAUCAUCGACACAAUCCAUACAAAAUCAUUACCAUCCAUCAAAUCGAUCUGGUUAUAAUAAUAAUAAUAAUCAUCAACAACAACAAAAUUGUCUCACAACAAAUACAACAUAUAUGAAUCGUUCUAUAGGAGGAAAUAAUAAUAAUUCUCAAUCAAUAUUGAAUCAAACACUUACGAAACCUUUGGCAGCAACACAAUCAUCAGGUGCAACUAAUAAUCAUAAUUACUAUCAUCAUCACCAGCAACAACAACAACAACCGACGAUAAUGAAAAAACCACGAUUAUCAUCAUCAUCAUCGCCAUAUCAAAUGUUAUCGACCAAUAAUAAUAAUCAUAAUCAAAAUCAUUUAAAUUCCAACAACAAAAUCAAUUCAACAAUUAAUAAACAUCAAAUGGAUGAAAUUCUUUCAAUUGUUAGGCAAUUGCAGAAUCGUCGUGAUGAAAAUCAUUCCGUAUUAGGUACAUUAUCCAAUAUGAUUGAUCAAUUACCAUUGGAAAGGCGUGCAUCAGUAUUUGGCAAAAUAUUCAAUAUGGUAGCAGAAGAAUUACGAUUAUAUAAUCUUGAAAGAAAUGGUGAUCCAAAAUCGACCACAAACAACAACAACAACAACAAUAAUAAUAACGCACAGACAUUAAUGAUGGUGAAAAAGAAUCAUCGACAACAUAAUAAUCAUCGUACACGUACUGCUGAAUUAUUAACAUUGAAAAAUGACGAUAAUGAUGAAGAUGAUGAUGAUGAAUAUGUUGAAUAUAUCGAUGGUGAUAAUUUUGAUGGUUGUUAUGAUGAUGAAUCCAUUGUCACGGCAACAACAAUGAUGGCUGUUAAUCAUGUCCAUGGCGGCAACGACGACGACGAUGAUGUUGACGAGGAUGACAUGAUGGAUUAAUUUUAUUUGAUUUAAAAUUGAAAAAAAUUA